AUGUUUAAAAAUAUUCCAAUAAAAACAGUCAUUAAUGGUCAUGAAAAGCAAUUUGAUAAUGAACAACUAGUUUCUAUGAUCCAUCGAUUGGCUGAUGAGCGCGAUGUAUUGUGGCGUGAAAAUGAAUAUUUAAAAGCUAAAUUAAAUGAAUCGAUUUUAAUUGAAACGAUUAAUGAAAUGAGAAAAGAACGAGACUUAUUAUUAAAAUUAUUACUUAAUCUAUCAGUGAAUAGGAACAAUGAUGGACAAUUACCAUAUACAGACGAACACACAAAUGGUUAUUCUAAUGAUCUUCUUCCUCCACCUCCCUAUCAAACAUAUAAUACAUUGCCAAAUAGUAAAUCUCAACUUAAUAGUAGUCCACCAACUAAAAAACAUUCUUCUCAUUAUCGUCAAAAUCCAACUCCAAUGGUUCAUCGUGAUUUAUCAAUACCAGUCACUGAAUUAAAACCACAUCGUCGUUCACAUCGAACUAGACAAAGUGUCGAACAGCCACAGCAACCACAACUGCAACAACAACAACAACAGCAGCAGCAGCCAUCGGCUAUUUAUCGUGUUGAGGGUACGAAAGAGUGCUUGAUGAAUCCAGAUGAAUUAUCAUCGGUGUUUGCGCAUGUUAAACAUUCACAUCCAAAUAAAAAAAUAGUGGUUUAUAAAACUUCAACAACACCGCAAACACACGAAUUCAACCAAUUAGUCGAUGAAAUGUGUGUAAAGCAUGGCGUCGAAUUAAAACAUAGUCAAAAUUCUCCAUUUCAUCAGUAUCGCUCGCAAUCAUUGCAAGAUCUAACAUCAACAACGCUACCGUUGCAACGGGAUUUUGAUUUUCAAUUUAAGCCUAUUGAAAAACAAGAACUAAUACGUACAAGUUAUACAAAAAGAAAUGAUAACUGA
Molecule: messenger RNA, 894 nt
Organism: Rotaria socialis
Lineage: Eukaryota; Metazoa; Rotifera; Eurotatoria; Philodinida; Philodinidae
Source: the annotation of a GenBank genome assembly